Lotus japonicus is the source of this 1840-nucleotide messenger RNA. Its product is annotated as BRAP2 RING ZnF UBP domain-containing protein 2. The record is from RefSeq and is a predicted model, not a curated record. The coding region runs from base 134 to 1537 and encodes 467 amino acids. Gene Ontology annotation, biological process: protein ubiquitination; Ras protein signal transduction. Gene Ontology annotation, molecular function: ubiquitin protein ligase activity; zinc ion binding. Gene Ontology annotation, cellular component: cytoplasm. The transcript is spliced from 11 exons. NCBI's taxonomy places the organism in Eukaryota, Viridiplantae, Streptophyta, Magnoliopsida, Fabales, Fabaceae.
UUUGACAUUACCUACUUUACCUUGUUGGAGGGAAGAAGCCAACGAACCAAGUGAAGUCGGCGCAUUCAGGCGGCGUUCGGUUCAGGCGAAGGAGAGGUCUAGUAAACCAACAAAACAGUUAUAACCUCGCGCCAUGUGGAACUCUAACACCGCGUCGGAGAUUGAACCGUCAUCGUCAUCAUCAUCAUCGUCGUUCUCCACCACGCUCUUCAAUUUCUCUUCUGGAAACCCUAGAAUCGAAGAAACUCGCGGCCUCAUGCAUCUCAUCCCCGCCGACGCCACCACCACCACCGCCCCUCCCUCUCUUCCGGUUGAUCGGAAACCGCUCGUGUGUGUCGUCGGAGUUCCGAAUCACAUGACCUAUGCGGAUUUCUGCCAAUUCUGCGGCUCGUUCAUUCACCACAUUCUCGAGAUGCGCAUUGUCAGGAUGGAUGGAAUGGAGGAUCACUACAGUGUCUUGAUCCGUUUUGAUGAACAGCAAUAUGCUGAUACUUUCUACACACACUACAAUGGUCGUCGUUUCUCAUCUCUUGAGGUUGAGGAGUGUCGUGUUCUUUUCACAUUGGAUGUGCAGUACACUGGCUCAAUUGAACAUGCUCAACCAUCCAGUGCUAGCUCAACUGAACAGCCUACAUGUCCUGUAUGCCUCGAGCGGUUAGAUCAAGACACGAGUGGAAUUCUUACAACCAUAUGCAAUCAUUCUUUCCAUUGUUCUUGCAUUUCAAAAUGGGCAGAUUCCUCUUGUCCUGUAUGCCGCUACUGUCAGCAGCAAGCCGAAAAAUCUAUAUGUUUUGUUUGUCAGACCACUGAGAACCUUUGGAUAUGUGUUAUAUGUGGGUUUGUUGGGUGUGGAAGAUACAAAGGUGGACAUGCCAUAAUACACUGGAAAGAGACACAGCAUUGUUAUUCCCUCGAAGUGGAAACCAAACGCGUCUGGGAUUAUGCGGGAGACAACUAUGUUCACAGACUUAUUCUAUCGAAAACUGAUGGGAAGCUGGUUGAGCUGAACUCUCACUGUGCGCAUGCAGACAGCGGAUGUGGAAGUUGCAGCUGUGAAGAUAGUGCUGUCAGCGAGGCUAUACAUAAUAGUAAAGUUGAAGCUAUUGUCAACGAAUAUAAUGAAUUGCUGGCCAGUCAACUUGAAAACCAAAAAUUGUAUUUUGAAUCCUUAUUACAAGAAGUAAAAGAAGAAACUGAAAGGAAAAUUUCCCAAGGCGUUCAGAAGGCUGUCAGUCUUAAACAGCAGAAGAUUCAGGCCAAGAUCGACAGAUUUAACAAAGAAAAGAAAUUUCUGGAGGAGAUUAAUGAGAAUCUUGUGAAAAAUGGGGAGAUUUGGAAAGCAAAGUUACUUGAGAUUGAAGAGAGGGAGAAGAAAACAUUAAAACUGAAUAAUGAUAGAUUAACAGGCCUGGAAAAGCAGCUUAGUGAUCUCAUGAUUUGUCUCGAGGGAGGGAAGACUGUGCCCGUGUCAAAUGAAAUUAAAGAUGAAACUGUCUUUGACAACUCAAAAGAAUCGUCGUCAACUAAAGGCUCUUAGCUGGGUAAGAAAAAGCCGAACAGACGAAGAAUCAUUUCGUCAAUGGACUAACUGCAUUCCUCAGACUUCAGAUUGACCUGCACCAUUAUAAAGUUCACAAGAUUACACAUACUACACACGCGGAUGUAUACACGAGUUUGUGAUGUUUCCACCUGAUUUUUUUUUCCGUUUUAUCUUUCAAGAUUUGUAAAUAGAAAGAUUUUCAUCAUUCAUAUACUGUUGAUGGAUUCAUCAGGCAGACACUUUAGACUAUAAAUAUCGAAAUUAACAAAUCCUAUAAAUUCGUCAAAUGGCAACCAACAA